AUGGCGACGCGCGGGGCGACCCCGACCGCGGGGUUCCGCGCGUACGCCAAGCCGCGCGGCGGCAGGCCCGUCGCGAGGCGACCCGGCGUCCGCGUCGCGCUCCUCGCCGGUCUGGCCGCGGUCCUGACGCUGGCGCUCGCGUGGGCGGCGUUCGGACGCGGCGGAGACGACGGAUCGCGCGUCGUUCGAAUCUCGUCGCGCGACGCCGCGGGCGAGGGGGGGGGCGCGUCGACGAGGGCCGCGCGGAUCGCGGACGCCGCGAGCGCGGCCACGGCGUCGUUCGUGCCGUUCAAGCGCGCGAAGAAGCGCGCGGGGGGCGCCGCGCCCGGCGCGGGACGCGCGGGACGCGCGGGGGCGAUCGACGCGAGCGGCGCGGCGACGAACGCGACGGACGCGGUCGCGAGGCACUUUAGCAGGGAUACGCCGCAUCGCUUCACCGCGGAAGACGCGGCGGCGGCGAGGAAGAGAAAAGAGGAGCACGCGGGGGGGACGAAGGAAUACGACGCGGCCGCGCCGGAGGAGGAGGAGAACGCGGCGGAGACGACGACGACGACGACGACGACGACGACGCGCGCGGCGGAAGACGAGGCGACGACGACGACGACGACGACGGCGACGACUACGGACGCGCCGCCGCCGCCGCCGCCGCCGCCGCCGUCACCGCAGUCCCCCUCCCGCCCGCCGCCGCGGUCGCGCCAUCGACCACGGGACGCGUCUUCGAACUCCGUGGGGUUCCUCCUCCAGAUGGCGCGCGAGCCGAAAGCGUCGCUGGAGAUCGUCAAAGCGACGAGGGAGCGGUACCCGAGCGCGCCGAUCCGCGUGGUCAGCGACGCCGGAUACGAUUGCUCACGGAUGUGCGAGAUCUACGCGUGCAACUUUACGCUGGAUCCGACCGCGAGCGGGUACGGCGGCAAGGGCGACGUCAUGGUGUGGCUUCAGCGCCUCGCCGUCGCCGCGGAGGCGAUGAACACGACGUGGAUGGUGUACCUGGAGGACGACGUGUCGUGGAACGCGCCGGGUCCCGGAGGGAUACGUCGGUGGCCUCGCGACGGCGUCGACGCCGGCGGCGUGGACGACCGCGGAUGGGGCACGCCGAUGACGCCCGCGCUGUCGCGCGAGCUCGCGAAGCGCGCGGGCGGGAAGAGGCCCCGCGAGCACUACGGCCUGUGCGGCGGGAGCGUGUUGCGCGUCGACGCGUUGCUCCGCGCCGUCGGCGCGACGACGCGCGAGGAUUUGAAAACUUUUCAGGCGCGUUCACCUCACACUGGUCCCCAUACGACCGCGUCGGCGUGGUGA
Micromonas pusilla CCMP1545 is the source of this 1296-nucleotide messenger RNA. RefSeq lists its product as uncharacterized. The record is from RefSeq and is a predicted model, not a curated record. The transcript has a single exon. NCBI's taxonomy places the organism in Eukaryota, Viridiplantae, Chlorophyta, Mamiellophyceae, Mamiellales, Mamiellaceae. Bases 1 to 1296 code for a protein of 431 amino acids.